AUGGGAGCGAAUGAUAUAAGACAAUGGAAUCAGGCCGCAGAAGAAUAUGUGGGACAGCAUUACCCCGAAGCCUACUCUAAAGGCUAUUCCCUGCCUGAAGGGUUCAUUCUAAAGAACAAAGAUUUCAAUGAGUUGAAGAGAAAGGCUCAUAAAGGCAAAGAAGCGGAGUUUCCAUUGAACCACCUGUCCGUUGCCAUGGUGUUCAAUAAACUGAAAGAUGCUCUAAAGGAUAUACCUUCCCUAACAAUCGCAGAUUAUGCUUUCACGGACACAUUGCUGAAGGGCAUCAAUAGCAAACAGAAGAACGAAUUCAUUAAGAAUUUCGGGGUCACCAAGGAAGACUUGAUAUCCGGGGAUCAUGAUGUGUUCGGAAUUGGAAUAUCGGGGAGUAAUGUCAUUGGAAUUUUCUUUCAAGUCAAGGCGACCACAUUUAUGAAGAAUUCAAAAUCAAUCCUUGAUUCUCUGUCAAAAGCAACAAGACAGAUAAAGCAAGACUUCAACAUUUUCUGCACCAUGUGCAGCGAAUUUAUCACCUCAAAUGUGAAGCUUGCUGGAUUUGCCGCUUUUCCCAUGCUUUCGAAGUUCCAAUUGCAGGAAGUGGUCCGAUGCAGAGAUUGCAGGACACGAAUCCUGACCUCGGAAGAUCUGGAUGAUCCAACAAGUUUUCGGUCGUUCUUGGAUACACAUGGAAUUGUGUUAGAGAAGUCUUGGAACCAGGACUCUACGUGCCCUGUCAUGAAGACCUUCAAGAACAUAUUCGACCUCUACGUUUGUGCUGCAUCAACAGUGGAACUCCCACGCAAUCCUGCGCAGUUGUUCACGAAGUGUGACGACCAAAUGAAGAAGAUGCUGAUAAUUCUUACCCCCCAACAAAGGGAACUGGUGAGAGAGGAAUCGAAAAUCAUUUUCAUUUGGGGAGGGCCAGGCACGGGAAAGACAGUUGUGCUGAAAGAAAGAGCCCUUCAGUUAGCUGAGAAGGGUGAAGUACUUUUAAUGAAUCUUCCAGGAGGACUUUUGACCGAAGAAUUCCGACUUUACUUCCAAGGUAACGUGGCGAUCCAGAUAUUUGAUGGGAGAGAAGAAGGCUUGGAUAAUGACUUUGGAAGAUGGAAGAGUUUCUUGCAGAAGAGAGGGGAAGGGAAGCACAUCCUCAUCGAUGAAGUUCCCAUCACGUUUGGUCUCCACGGCAUCAUCACCCCAGAAUCCCUUUCCAGACAUUGGUGUGAAGAGGAAUACGAAAUAUAUAUCGUCACUGUUUGUGUCAGUCGGCCAAUCUUCAUUGUUGUUGAUGAUGAAGAAAGGAAGAAUACUUUCGUUCAUAUACUUGCAUCCUUUUACCCGACAAUUCCUUUCCUCUUCCACAUGAAAAGUGAGCUCCACGGGAGGUCGACAGCAGAGGGCUCUUCCCCUGUCAUCAUCGUCACCGAAGAGGAAAUGAUGGGCUGCUAUAUUACGGACGUUAUCAUGGUCAUGGAUUUUCCCCUUUCACAAUGGAGAAACUAUAUUCGACUGAUAGCCACAACUGGCGAAAACAAGAUAAUAGUGAUUGAGGAAGAAGAGUUGACGACUGGGAGAUUCUCUCCCAUCAAGGAAAUCCCUGGAUGGAAUAUCGAAAAAGCGAACAUCGUCGAAGCAAGCCUCAUGGAAAUGCUGGAGAAGGCAUGGGAAGAGAACAAUGAGAAAUCAAUUCCCGAUCCAAACAAGCAGGAUUUCCCCCUCGCAAACUUCCCUGAAAUAUAUAUAGAUUGUGGUAGGCGAGGUGAGGAGCAGAAAGACGUGGAGAAGAUGCUCGGAUCUUGCCUUAGUGGAAUAUUUGGCUGUCCAGCCUCAGGAAAAUCUAGGAGAGUAGAUUUGUUGAUCGAUCGAGUGAUACAACGUAGAGGUCACGUUUUACUUCUCCAUAGCGGAAGUAAGCUGUCUCAGGAAGCCUACCGACAGCGCUGGAGCGAUAAGGGAACUGUGGGCAUUGAUGCCUAUGAUUUUAACUCUUACUCGCGUCAAGAAAGAUCACUCCAGAAUAUAUUCGUAUAUAUGAAAGUGAAAGAGGCCCACACGAAAUGGAUGGAAAAAAAGAAUGAGAAGGAUGGAGUGGGUCCCUUUGUCAUAAUUGCCGAAGACUUCGAAUUGGUGAAGGAUUUUGAAGAGACCAUUAAUAUAUUAAAGAGAAUGGAAGUGCACCUCAUAAUUGCCUUCAAGUCUCAUUCAGGAGAACAAAGACGUAUAUCUUUGAGGCGGGCUGUUGAAGCACUGAAAGUAAAUCCUGACUGCACUGUGAUUGCACUUUCAACUCAACCAACUAACGUAUGCCUUUUGAGGUAUAUCCAAAGAAAUGAAACUCGUAUCGCUCUGAAAUUGGAAGCUAGGAACCUGUACAUUUCUUCUAUUCCCGCGGCCAUUGUCCUCGGUCCACCAGUGCAGUUCAUCAACAGCUGUUCGAGACGGCAUUAUGGAUACAUUUGCAAUGGAAAGAACGCAUGCGGGAACAGCUUGACUAUUCUCCCUUCCCUCUGCCUCUGUGUCCUUCAAGAGUUAGUCGACGAAGAUCAGCCUUAUGUCUUAGUAUCAGAUGAAAACCUGCUAUUGUCUUUGCAAGAGAAAAUCAAUGAGUUCCUGCCGAAUGUUCAUGUGAAACACUCGAAGGACUUUCGUGGAUGUGAGACUUCAGUCGUCAUUUCUGUCAAUGUCAAUGAUGAGUGGUUGCUGGAAGUCAUAUCACGCUCUAGGAGUCGACUCAUAAUCAUCGACAACAUUCCGAAUCAUGAAGAUCUCUGGAGAAUAAUGACAGAAAAACAGAGUGUGGUCAUCUUAGAUAUCCUCUAUCCCAAGGACGAUGAGGCUGGCCCGAGGACCUUAUUGAGUCUAGAUGACGCAGAACACUUCCUUAGGCCCGUGAAGCAGCGCUUUGUGAAGGUGGUCAUGCACUUUCGUCCACUGACUGUGACUCCAGAAGUUCUCUCUUCAUCGCACGUUCAGUUGAUCCUGCUGUUUAAUAAUCUGCGAGGGUCCCUUCGUCUCCUCUGGGGCAAAUACUUCAUCAGAAUCCUGGAGUUCUCAAGAGGUCUAAGCGGGCCGGCCAUGGCAGCACAACACGAUCCGGAAAGCUCGGUCUUCGACUGCGUUCCGGAUCGGGUGCGGGCCACGAUUCGCAUCCGGCCGAUCGAGUUGCAUCUCGGAAUAUGUGAAUUGUACUACGAUAGACUGUAUGAGUACGAGCCCGCUUUUGUCCUUAAGCACAAGGACGACGAGGCGGAUGUGACACUAGUCGAAACAUUUGACAAUAGGCAAGAGACAAUCGAGAUUCCAUCUUCAGGGAGGUAG
Molecule: messenger RNA, 3318 nt
Organism: Darwinula stevensoni
Lineage: Eukaryota; Metazoa; Arthropoda; Ostracoda; Podocopida; Darwinulidae
Source: the annotation of a GenBank genome assembly